UCGUUUGUUUUCAAGCAAGUUAAAAAAAAAAACGAAAGGUGUGUCGGGUUUGUGCUGUCGGAAUUCCUUCUUUUAGAAUGCUCAGGUUACUCAUAUUGUCCGUAAUCUGCAUCACAAAUAUUUACUGUCUGGAGUGCUACAUCUGCGAGAGGCAAGACAACAAUAACGAAAAAUGUACUGCUACAAUCAACACCUGCGAUCCAGGACAGGAGCGUUGCCUCACAGAAGUACGCUGGGGAAGUACACCAUACUGGGCACCUACAGGCGAGAAGCAGUAUUACAUUUCUAAACAAUGUGCCACAGAAGAAAUGUGCAGGAACAUGACACAGAAGUACAAGUCACGUUGUGACCGCAUUUGGUAUAAUGACUGGGAAUGCUCUGAGUGCUGUACAGGUGAUCGGUGCAACUAUUAUGUCACGCUUGGAAGUAACAGCUUACAAACCAGCUUUUGGCUCUACCUGGUUCCAUCCAUGUUACUGCUUUUGACAGUGAGGAGACAGUGGUGACACUGAGUGGGAAUGGUAGUGCUGAGGAAAGAAUUGCCAUCCAAACUCCCUUUGUGGAUGCUAGGGUUGUUUCAGCAGAAAGCAUGUUCUACUGAAUGACAUGCUCUACUGAAUUAUCGUAAAAUGCCCUUUCAGGGGCUUUUACUGUGCACCCAACAUUGACACUCAGGCGGUCCACGGAAUAAGUGAACAGAUUGAGCCACCUUCGUGGUGUUAGCAUCCGACAGAAGUGUUACAAGGGACAAUCUAUAUACCUGAGCAGAGGUCAUCAUUUUUAAUGUUUACGAUUAUGUUUUAAGCAUGACCUACUAGGUCAUAACGACCAUGUUAUAAUCCGGCAACCUAUACGAGGAGCCCGUCAGCACGAUGGAAACAAGAUACGACUACCGUAGCAGACGGCAGCAACAGCUCCUAUGAAAACGCGUAGAAUGAAGAAGAUAAUCUACGUUAGAAAGAAGCAUCUCCUGUGGAACAUCCACCGAUCGUACAAAAAUAUUAAGGUAAGCCGAAGUACUACAAAGUAUUGUAGAAAUUGAGCGAGCAAUAACCAGGCCGAUGAGUAGCGCCACCACCGUAGCUUCCGAGUGCGGAGCUGGGAAGGGGAGCCUAUGACAUGGUCGUUAUAAUCUAGUAGGUGGUGGUUUUAUGUGACUGCUGAGCAGAUCACCUGCCCCAGGUGCCUUUUUAUGCAUGAAACAGGUUGUGUAUGUGUACAUAGUUUAGAUAAAUUAUCAUAAUCAGGAUCAGGCAUUGAGCAUUCAUCCAUCAUUAGUAUCAGCGUUCCCUGUUGAGUGCUCUGCACUGAUAAACAUGCUUCACAGUAUUGCGUUAUGGAUAAUUAGAACUGUGUGAUAUGAAUCAAUUGUAGCACAUGAAUGUACUAUGCAUUUAUUUUCUCCAUUAAUUAUUCAAGAACAUUGCUCUGUAUGGACCAUAUGUUUGGUUAAAUGACUAUUGUGUUUGUAGGUACAGUCAAACUCCUUUAUAGCGAACACCUUUUUAACGAAAAUACCACUACAGCAAAUUUUUUUUGCGGUCCCGCUGGAGCCUAUAGGUCCAAUAAUAGACAUCCUUUUUAACGAAAAUACCUUUACUGCGAAUUUUUUUUGCUGUCCCCUGAGUUUCGUUGUAAAGGAGUUUGACUGUAUUUGCAUUUGUUUUUGCAUUACUGAAUCUCUGUGCGAUGCGAUUGCUCCAACUUGGAUGUUUCAAUACCUCAUAUGAAUCUCGUAUAUGUUACUUUGGCCAGUGCCAGGCCAGGUUGGAGCCAGGCCAGUCGAGCAUUGUAAGGAACUCUAGCAAUGGGGCAACGUCCCAUUGCCCAUGCCCUUCCCUCUGAAUUUUUGUAACCGUCUCUACUGUACAGAUGCCUUCAUCCCCGUAAUCUCCUCCCACACUCUAACAAUGCGGCUUAGGAACUGCACCUCUGUCGUAAAAGACUGAAUGGACCCUUUCUACCCUCCGCGCUGUUGACCCAAAAUACGCGUAAACCCUUAGCACGUCAUAUCUAACCCUUUCAACGCCAGUGAUAAGGACGGUGACCAAACGUAGAACAGUCUCUGUUCGAAAUAUCGGUGGCUCUUCUUUUUGAGGCACUUCACUUCGUGUGACAUUGAUGUUGUAUUUUAUUGGCGUGCUACGUAAUCAUUUUGUGUUUCCCUGACGGGUGGAGUCGAUGUUCUGAAAGUAGGUGACCCAGUACCAGCUCCCGUGGUAUAGUGGUUAGGAUUAUCUAUCGCUCUCCAUGCAGAGACUGGGAGGUGACGCAGAUUCGAAUCCCCGCACCGGCUAUGCUGUCUGAUAUUUUCCCUGGGGUUUCCCGGCAGACUUUCGAAAUGAGUGUCGGCACCGUUCCCCCUGAAGUCGGCCCAGGACGUAUACUAACUAACCCCCCCCCCCCCCCUGUCCUCCUCUCCUUCCUACUGUCCUCUCCCCAUCUGUACGCCGCCCAUAGCCACAGUUGCUUCACGGUGCUAAUGCAGAAUCUUAAAAAAAUGUGUCGACUUCUGCUGUAAAGAUAGAGGUCCAUGUGUUACGUAUAAUCUUGCGUAAUUUAGGGAGAUCUGGUGCUGCUUCAAGAUCUGAUUCAUUCUCGUUGGCAUUUUAAACGUGUAGAUAUUUUGUACAUGCGCACGCAGAAGUGUUCCGUAAUGUGUGCUUUUGAAGGAUGUAUUUAUGUCUGACAGUAAGUCUGAAAGGAGGUGUGUAUUAUAUUGCUCAUUUGCUCAGAAAAUUUUGUGUACUGUACAUUCCUAAGAGGUGUAGGCCACUCAUCAUUGCAUCAGUGCAGUGUUUCCGUCCCUGAAAUUUUUCACAUUUGACCUUUUUGGUCCUUGUGUGCCGUCCAUUUACAAAUGUUUUUAGAGUCCAAGAGACCAUGUCUUUUAUGAGCUAAUAAAUUUGCACUAACUCAGGU
Ornithodoros turicata is the source of this 2922-nucleotide messenger RNA. Its product is annotated as UPAR/Ly6 domain-containing protein cold-like. NCBI's taxonomy places the organism in Eukaryota, Metazoa, Arthropoda, Arachnida, Ixodida, Argasidae. The transcript is spliced from 4 exons. Bases 78 to 506 code for a protein of 142 amino acids. The record is from RefSeq and is a predicted model, not a curated record.